Messenger RNA from Vigna unguiculata (cowpea), 738 nucleotides. RefSeq lists its product as uncharacterized. The record is from RefSeq and is a predicted model, not a curated record. Lineage: Eukaryota; Viridiplantae; Streptophyta; Magnoliopsida; Fabales; Fabaceae.
ACUAUAUUUUCAUUCUUUCUUUCUUUCCAAGUUGAAACUGAUCCAAAAAUGGAAUCUGAUCAUCAUCAUCAUCACCAACAUCACCAACAACCAGCAAUAUCUGAAAAUCCCUCUGAUGGGGAGGACCAAGGUGCAACUCACGUGACAUCCAGAUCCUACGAGUGCAACUUCUGCAGGAGGGGCUUCUCCAAUGCACAAGCACUUGGGGGGCACAUGAACAUACAUAGGAAAGACAAAGCCAAGCUCAAGCAACAACAAUCUUCAAAUCAACCAUCUUUCGACAAGGUUGUCCCCCCACAGGAUCAGACCAAGUCUGGUGAAGAACGCAACACGCCAAAAUGGAAUUGGAAUGUGUCUCAAGAAGAACAUGAACAUGAACAUGCCUCCUCGAGAGGUUCUCACACAAGGCACCAGCUUCCGCUCUUCGAAGAAUCACCAACCAGCAGUGAAACAGUACUGAAGCCGCAAGCUCAAAAUACCACUGAAGGAGCCUUGUUAUCUACCCGAGAUUCAUCGUUGAAGUUGGACCUUGAACUCAGACUGGGACUUGAACCGCAGGAUUCGUCACCAGAAACGGGUACAAGAAAUUUUUUUUGAGUUCGAUCUUUGGGACACUGUUGUUUGUAGAUGUCCACGAACCCCCUUUUUUUUUCCUUGGUGAAAAGAGCUCAUAAACUGUUUGAUUUUGUUCUCGCGAGUUUACCCUUUGAAUUAAUUUUAUACAUGGUUGUAAAAUUA